Cryptotermes secundus is the source of this 7027-nucleotide messenger RNA. RefSeq lists its product as uncharacterized. The record is from RefSeq and is a predicted model, not a curated record. NCBI's taxonomy places the organism in Eukaryota, Metazoa, Arthropoda, Insecta, Blattodea, Kalotermitidae. The transcript is spliced from 23 exons. The coding region runs from base 255 to 6365 and encodes 2036 amino acids.
UGGCUUAUACUCGAAAGUUCUUCUGUUGGACUGGCAUCAGUGGGUGGGUUUGUAUUGUAACUGGCUAAGUUCAAGUGCCCGUUUUCUGUUACUCUUCUUGAAGAAGAAAGUAAAGAGACGCAUUGUGAGAAAUGGUUACUUCGAGUUAGCAGUACUUUGCGAAAGUUGCGACCUUGGUGAACGCUCCCGACGGUUUUCACGGGAACACCGCGCUUUUCAGAGUAUCGUUGGAGUUUUAUGUGACGUCUGUUGAAAUGCCACCGACAGUGACCCCGGUAGUCCCCAGGAGAAGGGCCAUGCGAUGGAAGAAGCGACCUGGCCGAUGUGGACCACUGUUGGCGCCGUCUAGUGGUGAUGUCAGCAAACGUCCCAGGGGACUCCUUUGCACGCAGCGAUGGGUGAGCUGCCUCAGCUGCACGUCGCGACGCCUCUAUGAUCCCCUCGGAGAAGUGCAAUUUAAUCCUGUCUCCAAAUUUAGGUUCGACGCCAUCCGUCCAGCUGUGCAGUACAGCCACCCGGCCCAGCGAGGACCCGCGGGAGGGUCUGUUGCCCCUAGCAGCCGGGACUUGCAGGAUGUCCCUCAGUCACGUGGCAACUCCCCGCGACCUCCGCCCUCGCCUUUUCACGACAGGUUGGAUCCACCGGUGACAAGUCCCCUAACCAGCCCUGUUAUUACCAUGGAAACCAAGAAGUUGCAACCAGGGGCGCCGCAGCAGACCCAUGGCCGUCGGAAGGGAGGCGGUGGCGGCGGACAGCAGCAGUUGCGAUCGCCAGUGGUGAAGCGCCCAGCGGCCGCCCCAGUCACCCUCCAGGGCUGGUUACACAAGCAGGGCAGCGAGGGGCUUAUGCUGUGGAAGAGGCGCUGGUUCGUUCUGUCGGAGUACUGCCUCUUCUACUACAAAGGUCCAGAAGAGGAGAAGCUGCUGGGUUCGAUCUUACUGCCAUCGUACAAGAUCUCGCCUUGUUCAACCGAGGACCGCGUGUACCGCAAGUUCGCCUUCAAGGCCGAGCACACGAACAUGCGCACCUACCACUUCGCAGCCGACACACGGGAGCUCAUGGUGCGGUGGAUGAACGCGCUCAGCCUCGCCUCCAUCCUGCAGGAGGGCAGUAGUUGGGAUGAUCAUCGGUCAGCUCGCCCCAGUGUGACUUCCAUGUCAUCCACCCUGAACCAGAGUGCUGAUGAAAGUGAUUCAGGUUUCCAUGGUUACCGGCAACCACAUUCUGUGCCUUUGGGCACACCAUCCACAGUUCCUGCAUCCUCAAACAGUAAGCUCAGCAGUGAGCAUAUUUCAAAGAAUGAGGAUGCUUCUCGCCAACUGAACACCAGUAAUGAUUCAGUGUUCGCAAAUGGUUUGGGCCUCCAGAAGCAAGGCACAGGUUACCAUCAGCCACUCUACGCUAAUGCGCCCCCAAAACCAAGGCGCCUUGCUGAGCAUGAGGACUAUGGCGCUUCCACUCCUGAACCAGCUUCUGACAGACAGGCUGAAGAGCUGGCUGGGAAGAAGACCCUUCAAGAUCCUGAAGGGAAUAAGGGAUUUGUGCCUAGGAUCGCCCAACCACAGCAGCCUGCGAGAAACGAACGUAUGGAUGUUAGGUACCAUUACCACCAAGCAGCUACCCAGAAGCCAGUUCAUUCCUGUGAACAGCCUCUUCAGCAGGAACAGAUGCAAAGGCUGCAGCAGCCUCCACAGCAGGUGGUCCAGGGUUUAGCUAGUUAUGGUCAAGCAUUGAUCAAUGCGGAAAGACGGACUCCAGACACUUAUGGCCGGUCAAAUUCUGCAACUCCUGGACCUGCAGGGCAAAGUAAAGUGCCAAUUUUUAAAGGUGGAGAUUAUGAAGAUGUGUACAACAUCUCGGACACUGUGAGGCACAGUGGUAGUGAAGGUAGUUACAGAGAAGUGAACAAGCGAUCAUCAAAUCAGGUGGCAUACAUUAAAGGAGCAGGACCUGUGAUAUCAGUACACCACAAACAAAACUAUUCAGAAAGAGGACGUGGGGAUAAUCGUUCUUUACCACAGGGAGGAGGUCAGUAUGGUCAUUCUGGUCAGCAUCAGCAGAACUUUGCAGUUGAGAGGUAUGCCUCAGGCGUUCCUUCUCAACAGCCAGACAUGCAGGCACCAAACUUGUACUCUGCACAUAUGCAACAACAGCCUCUUCCAACCCAUCAUCAUAAUAUUCAGCCAGUGAGACACAGAGAAGCAACGCCAAACCGGUACCCACCACGGCCUCACAGUGCCGACUUCUUGGACUAUGAUGCCAAGAGGCACAAUCAGCAUUAUUCGUGCCAACCACUGUAUAGUCCUGGACAAGAAGCCAGCAGAAGUAGGGACUUCUUGCAACAUAGUGCUGGUGGUGAUGACAAGAACUAUCAGGAGCAACAUGCUAGUAGAGUAGCUCUAAUACCACGGCCUAAAUCAAGUCUGGAGAUGAUGUCCCCUCCAAAUCCUGCUGUUAGUGAUAACUAUUACUGGUCUGAGGAAUGUUAUGCUCAAAAGAUGCGUCAGUCUGCUUCUUAUGUUCACCAGAUUCCAAUGACACAUCCAAGAAAUCAGUCUUCCUCUUCAAGGGCAACGACUCCAUCGAUACGGUUAAGUACUCCGUCAGGUGGUAGUGCUCAAGUGGGGGGUGUUAGCUCAGGGGGAAGUGUAAAUAGUGAGAGUGCCGGUGUAGUCCUGAGGCAUCCAAAAAGGACGGACGUAAUGCCAAGUUAUGCAACGACAAUACGGUCUCCUUCAGGACAGCAAUAUCAGCAGCAGAGGCGAUGGAGUGAAUACCGAGACACUAGCUCAAAUGGACAAUUUACAAGGUCAGCCAGUGCAAGGCUGCCACGACAGCGGUACCAGGAUGAUGAGAAUGAUUCACGGGGCGAAGAACCAUGGCAGAAGUCUGCCUCAGAUGUUCAUGAUGGAGAGAAGAAAAUUCAGCAGCGGGAAGAGUCUAUGAAGCGGCUCCUAGAGUGGAAACAGAGGAUGUUGCAGUCUCCAUUGACCCGGAAACCUUCAGGUUCAUCGACUCGAGGAGUAGCACAGAAUGAAUUGUCAAAGUACUACAAACAGCAGGUACUCCGAGAACUAGCUAGCCAGGAAGCUCGGAGCAGGGAUGUGACGAAUAGUCAAGAUGGACAUGUGAGUUCCAAGAGGAGAUCACAAAUGGAGGAUACAGGGACUGUGCCCGGUCGAUCUAUGCUCAGAAGUAGGAGUCAGGAUGGUCGUCGCUCCUCAACAUCCCUCAGCCGCUACAACAGCUACUCAUCUGAUGAUGAAGCUUCGGGGUCCGGCUCAGUGAUCGGGCGUGAUCCCCUGCCGCCCAGGGCCGUGUCGGCAAUGUCAUUACAGCAACAGGUCAAAGACACUCCUCCUCCUACCAUCACUCUGACAUCAGAGGACAGCCCACAGGACCACAGUGCACCCAACAGUCUGGCCAGGAAGACUAGCCCUUCCCCUGGCCGCAUGAGCCAUCCUUCUGUACCAGGCAGCCCAAACAGUCCAGGGAACAUGGAGCGAUCUGACACUGUUGAUGGACAGGGGAAGAGGAACCGGGGUGGCGGUGGAGGUGGUGGCAGCAAUGCAGGUGGCAGUGGACCAUGGGGUAUCAAUGUCUCAGCAGGGGAACUUCUGGGCAGAACCCAUGAGGAGUUGGUACUGCUGCUGAUCCAGCUGCGACGCCAGAGUGCGGGAGUAUGUAAAGCCAUGGAGACAUGUCACUUCGAGAUUGAGGCCCAGGCUCGUCUUUCUGAACUUGAGGUGCCCAAAAGACUGGAACACUUGCAGAAACUGGAUGAGCUCAAGAGACACCUCCUAGAUCUAGAGAAACAGUAUGAGAAGGGCAAACCCCUUGUGAAUCUAGUGGACAACAUGGUGAAGUUGGGGUCUCUGUACCGUGGCUCUGGCGUGUCACUACAUUCUCGAACUGGAGGGCCUGGUGAUGUGCACAAUGUUCGGGAAAGGUUAGAGUUCAAUCAGAAAGUGCAGGAGCAGAGGUUGUUGGCUGAGGAAAGACGAGACUGGGACAGAGUCAGCCCCGACCGCAGACAGCUACAGGCCAAAGUUCAGGAGUUGUACCGGCUCGAUCGCCUCCUGCAAGAGGAAUCUGGCACACUGCAGAGCCUACAGCAGGAUAAGGAGCUGUUAGAAAAGGCACUGGGUGGUUUAAGGCACAAACUUCAAGGGAGUCGAGCGAGCCCUGCUGAGGCUGAGAGAUACCGCAAACAGCAGCGCCUCCUAGAGAAGGAACUCAGUCGCAUCAGGUUGCUUCUAGCACACAACUCCAAGAAACUUGAGGAGACAGUGGCAGAGAAUGCUAGGUUGGAACAGGAGCUGGUAGUUCUGCGUCAGAAACUACAGGCUUCACGGCGAGGAUCUCAGCAGCGACCUGCUGUAUCUCUCAUUCCUGACUCAGUGUCAACAAGUACGACAGCGGCUCUUGAGGCAGAGUUGCGUCGAGUGCAGCAGCUUGUUGGGGAUCUGCAGAGACAACGCCAGGAGCUGAGCAUCCAGGUGCGACAUCUGACUGAGAAGUCUCACAGUUUGGUGCAACAGAUUCGUCCUGGACCCACAGGAGUUGCAGGUGCAGGUCCUAUACCCGGCAGGAAGCGUCACCACAGCACAUGGCUGGAGACUGAUCUUGACUCACUGGUGACACUUGACCAUGGUUUGGAUUCACCAGCAAGUCCACAGCAUCAGGUAUCGCCACCUGGCAGCAAGAUUCAGCCAGCUGCUCCACCUGUUGACAGCAUAGCCCAGGCUCCUCUGUAUGUCAACAGUGAUGCAAGUUCCAAGCGAACAGCUGACCAAAACAUCUACAAAGGUUCUCUUGUGGACGGUGAAGAUCUCAUCCCCCCUCCACUCCCAGCACCUCCAGAACUGCCCCCAGAUUAUCCACCCCCACCUCCCCCACCACCAUCAGAGGAGGCCGUGAUGAAUGGUGGAAUUGGACAGCAAUGCUGCACGCAUAUGGACAUCAGUGAGGCAGAUGAUCGCAUGAAAAGGUUUUAUGGUAUUAUACCACGCGAGAAACAACAGGAAAUCAAAACAGUUCGCAUUGUAAAACGAGAAUCAGAAAGACGGCAAAGAGAUCGAGACAGGAGUGGAAACAUAGGCAUCCCUGUUACCAACGGGACAGCCGGUGGUAAACGAGUGACAAUUGUGGAAGAUGGAGACAUUGCAACUUCCCAGUACCCAGUAGAGAAACAGCAGCUGGGUUGUGUAUUGGAAGAGGAACCUCAGGACAAGCAGUUCUCAGAAGAACUGAUGGCACAAGAAGAAGACCCAGUGUUGGCACAGUUCCAACGUUCCAUGUCACUCCCACGAGGGUUUGGGAAGCGAGAACACUUAGGUUACCAGCAGCAGCAAGUAGUGCCGCCAUUACCACCCGUUCGUGUACCAUCUCCCCGCAGUGAUAGUGUUACUGUUCUCAGGAACCUCAUGAUUAACCGUCAUCGAGUGCGGUUUGAAAGCUACAGUGGUGGUAGCAGUAGUAGCGCCGAGAGCACAAGCAGUCAGAGAGCUGUAAGCCCAAGCUUGAAUCCCAGUCGCUCAUUGACAGCUCAUGAGCUGCUGUUUGGGGUGAGCCAUGAUGAACCUAUCUCACACCAUUAUGCCAUCACUAGCCCUGGGAGUUCUGAUGUUUCACCUCAGUUAUCGCCGGUGUUUAAGAGUGAGGCUGCCCGUGCAAUUGUCAUGGAGAUGUCUUCUAUGAGAGAUUCAGCAGGACACAACAUCGAACAUCAGCCUCGCAGACGAGCUGUUCCGAAAGAAAAACGCAGACAUCAUACUGUGUCAAGUAGCCAACCUCUGCUUGGCAUUGAAACUACUGCAUCUCCAAUCAUGGGCUCAGCAAGGUCACGGGAUGAUCUUGAUAUGGAGCGAGCACUGCGGCCUCGACUCAAUGCCCCUGAUGUUGUCAGGUCCACAAUGAGCCACAAAGACUUCAAGUACAAUGAGAACACAAUUGACAGCAUUCUGGGGACACCCAACAAGAUUGUUAUACCUGAACGUUACAUUCCAGAACAGGCCCCAGAACUUUCUGCAGAAGAACAGAUGCACCGACUUAAGAAGGCAGAAGCCAUUAGGAAGAUGCUGUCAGAAACAACUUCCAUUACUACAUCAGAUUCCAAAGAGAAAGAAGAAGAGGAGCAGACAUCAACACUGAAAAAGAAAGUUGCAGCAGAAAAAAAAGAAAGGGAACAUUUGCUUCAGCUGAACCAAAUCCUGGCAAAACAGGUGAUGGAGAAGAGCAAAAUGGUGGCUGUGAAAGCCCUGGCAACAUUGCCACUGAACACUGAGCCAAGUUUUGAUGAGGACGAUCUGUCUCCAAUUCAGCCACUGCCUCUGUUUCAACAGCGUGAAAACUAUUUCUCAUAGUGCAGACAUUACAUUCACCUUCAAAAGCAAUAGUGCUUGCCAGCAUCAAGAAUUCUCCAUAUUUAUCAUGUUGUUAAUAUGCAUGCAGUGCUCUUAAAUAGGAAAGAAAUUCCUGUGAAAUCUACAUGACAAAUCAUAAUUUUAAAUUAAAAGUGUGACCAAGUAUAUGUCUUUUUACUGUUGUUAUUUGGUUCAGAGUAUUGUUAGUUCAUUUCUGAUCAGAGCAUACGAGUUUAAUGGGAACAAUGCUGCCAUGUAUUCUAAACAGAACUAAUAUGAGUUGAAUUAAAGUUUUUCAUAGCAGUGAUUGUGAGGAAUGCCGUCUUCUGGGAUAUGAAGCUGUGUAGUCAGUAGAAAUUUACCAACAUUUCAGAGGAACAUACUGCCUCCAUCAUCAGAGUCAAAGAGUAAAUCAAACAAACAACCAAGCAGAAAAUGAGGUUGAACUUCUACUGGACUACAUGCAAUUGCAGCCCAGAAGAUAAUACUCUUAAUGCUGAGUUAUUUAUGCUGUUGCAUUGUGUUACCCAGGUUUAUGUUGUUAACCAUGUAGAGCACAGAGGUUACUAUAUGUGUCACCCGCGUUAACAUUAAGAAACUCUGUACUUUGCCCACAGGUGACUUUUGUGUCAUUCUCAGAAUAAACAGCAAUUAUUUCCAUG